AUGUUCAAAGGUCAUGCCGAUGCUACCGCCAAAAGGUUUGGAGGAAAGGGUGGUGACAAAACCGAAUUCCUUGAUAUCGAUUAUCCGAACGAGCUUGUGACGGGCAUAAGUGGGACCGUGGGACAUUACGGCAGCAGUGGAAAUGUGGUGACUUCGCUUGAAAUAAUCACGAAUCGUUGCAAAUACGGACCUUUUGGGAAGCAAGCUGGCACUCACUUCAGCUUUCAUGCCGAGAAUGGAGUCAUAAUCGGGUUUCACGGCCGAGCAGACUCCUUCAUGAACGCCAUUGGCGUCUACCUUAGGAAGGUGUCCGUGAAGAAGGAACCAGAAGUGAAGGUAUCCGUGAAGAAGGAAUCGAAAGUCAUUAAAUUACCGAUCCCUGUGCCACGAAGCUCCGGACCUUGGGGCAAUGUUGAAGGAGGCAAACCGUGGGAUGAUGGAGUCUUCUCCAAAGUCAAGGAAGUCCACCUUUACUUGUGUGUCCUUAAAAAUAUCAUAUGUGGUGUCCAGUUUAUUUACGAGAGGAGAGAUGGUUGUGAUGUUCUUUCUCCUUUGCAUGGUGGUGGCUUGUCUGUCGGAAGAGUCGAGAAGCUUAAGUUGAACGAGGACGAUUUCGUGGUCGGCGUGGAAGGUUUUUACGGGCCCAUUGAGGGGGUCGAUGCGAUUAAAUCGCUGAAGUUUUACACGAAGAAGAGGGGAUGGGGUCCUUUUGGUAUGGAGGUUGGGAAAUAUUUCAACUCGAUUAUGGGUAGCAAUGGAGUCGUGGUUGGGUUUUGUGGUUCAUCGGGUGGAACCUACUUGAGUGCCAUAGGUGUGCACAAGGAGUAUUUUUGA
This is a messenger RNA of Striga hermonthica, 834 nucleotides long. The record is from the annotation of a GenBank genome assembly. NCBI's taxonomy places the organism in Eukaryota, Viridiplantae, Streptophyta, Magnoliopsida, Lamiales, Orobanchaceae.